Molecule: messenger RNA, 411 nt
Organism: Quercus lobata
Lineage: Eukaryota; Viridiplantae; Streptophyta; Magnoliopsida; Fagales; Fagaceae
Product: signal peptidase complex subunit 3B-like
Exons: 5
Coding region: 1-411 (136 amino acids)
Biological process (GO): protein targeting to ER
Cellular component (GO): signal peptidase complex; membrane
Source: RefSeq, a predicted model, not a curated record
AUGGAAGACACUUCUGACUUGCUGAAGCAGGGGAUGCAAUUGUUAUUUGCUGUCCAUAACAGACUGCUUUUAAUUGUAUUUGUGUACAAAAGAGGGUUGUCUGAAGUUAAUGUUUGGAAUUUGGACUUAUCAUGCUUACAUCUCGUUUUCGUAUUUCUAGCUGCCGAGUAUGAAACCCCAAAGAAUUCCUUAAAUCAGAUUUCACUUUGGGAUGGCAUUAUAGCUUCUAAAGAGCAUGCAAAGUUUUGGACGCAUACCUCCAACAAGUAUCGUUUUAUUGAUCAGGGAAGCAACCUUCGUGGUAAAGUUUUUCACUUGACAUUGCAUUGGCAUGUCAUGCCCAAGACUGGCAAGGUGUUUGUGGACAAAAUAGUCAUGUCUGGAUACCGCUUGCCAAAGGAAUAUAGAUGA